Messenger RNA from Salvelinus sp. IW2-2015, 3733 nucleotides. Lineage: Eukaryota; Metazoa; Chordata; Actinopteri; Salmoniformes; Salmonidae. The record is from RefSeq and is a predicted model, not a curated record.
GAUACAGAACUCGUUCUACCACCAGCUGCACAAGCAGAAAAAGUCGGAGCGCUUCUUCAAGGUGUUCUAUGACCGCAUGCGUCUGGCCCAGCAAGAGAUCCGGGCCACUGUGUCCGUCAACAUGUUCGAGGUCAGCACCUGCAGGAAGAGAGAGGAGGACGUCGACGUCAGUCACAGUGGCAUCCGGCUCAGGAAAACAGCGAAAGACUCUUCCCUUCACAUGAAAGACAACAUGCGUGGCCAGUUGAAGGAGGCGUCCUCAGCCACCUCCAAGGCCUUUGUCUCCUUCCGGAAGGAUCUGGACACAGACCUGGAGGUGCUGGAUGGCCAGGCCGGUGAUGGGCCCGGGGGAGGGGGUGAGGAGAGAGAGGAAGAGGCCCAGAUGAGCCCGGCCAUCACCAUCAUGAAGCCUAUCCUGCGAUACCUCCAGCUGCUCUGUGAGAACCACAACAGGAACCUGCAGAACUUCCUGCGGAACCAGAACAACAAGACUAACUACAACCUAGUGUGUGAGACUCUGCAGUUCCUGGACAUCAUGUGUGGUAGCACCACGGGAGGCCUGGGCCUGCUGGGCCUCUACAUCAAUGAGGGCAACGUGGACCUUGUCCGGCAGACCCUGGAGACAAUCACCGAGUACUGCCAGGGGCCUUGCCACGAGAACCAGUCCUGUAUAGCCAAGCACGAGUCCAACGGAAUCGAUAUCAUCAUAGCUCUGAUAGUCAACUCCAUCAACCCCUUGGGGAAGAAUCGAAUGGACCUGGUGCUGGAACUCAAGAACAACGCCUCCAAGCUGCUGCUGGCAAUCAUGGAGAGUCGCCAUGACAGCGAGAACGCCGAGAAGAUCCUUUACAAGAUGAGGCCCAUGGAGCUGGUGGAUGUGAUGAAGGAGGCGUAUGCCCAGGGGCUGGAGAGUGAAGCUGAGGAGAACUCUAUAGGAGACCAGAUCAAACCAAAAGACGUAGGACACAACAUCUACAUCCUGGCCCACCAGCUAGCCAGACACAGCAAGUUCCUGCAGCAGAGCUUGAGGCCGCCAGCGGCGGGGCUGCUGCUGAACGAUGACACGGAGGGAGACGACGCCCUUGGUUACUAUGCCAACCACACCGCUCAGAUAGAGAUUGUGCGUCACYACCGCACCAUGGAGCAGAUAGUGUUUCCAGUGCCCAACAUCUGUGAGUACCUGACAGAGGAGUCCAAGACGCGCGUGUUCACUACAACCGAGAGGGAUGACCAGGGCAGCAAGGUCAACGACUUCUUCACGCAGUUUGACGACCUCUAUAAUGAGAUGCGCUGGCAGAAGAAGAUACGCAAUAACCUGGCUCUGUUCUGGUUCUCUCGGCACAUCUCUCUGUGGGGAAGCAUCUCUUUCUACCUAGCCGUUCUAGUCAACGUGGCCGUGGCUCUCUUCUACCCCUUUGGAGAUGACGGAGAUGAAGGCAUCCUGCCCCCCUUUGUGUCCAUCCUGCUGUGGGUGGCGUUGGUGGUGUGCACCGCCAUGCUCUUCAUCCUGCCCAAACCAGGGAGUGUCCGGCCCUUCCUUGUCUCUGUCAUACUGCGCUCUAUUUACACACUGGGCCUGGGCCCGACCCUGCUGCUACUGGGGGCCGCCAAUCUCCUAAAUAAGAUAGUGUUCCUGGUGAGCUUCGUGGGCAACCAGGGGACGUUCACGCGGGGCUACAAGGCGGUGGUCAUGGACAUGCCCUUCCUCUACCACGUGGGCUACAUCAUCGUCUGUAUGCUGGGCCUCUUCGUCCAUGAGUUCUUCUACAGCUUCCUGCUUUUUGAUCUGCUGAACCGCGAAGAGACCCUGCUGAACGUGAUCAAGAGCGUGACACGUAAUGGGCGCUCCAUCGUCCUUACGGCUGUGCUGGCCCUCAUUCUGGUCUACCUCUUCUCCAUCGUGGGCUUCCUCUUCCUCAAGGACGACUUCCUCAUGGACGUGCAACGUCUGCCAGGGAAACUGGAAACACUAAAAGAUGGCCGAGCUCCCUCCGACAAGUGUUUGAAAGACGGCUGCCCAGACUACUUACCCACGUCUGUCACCAUGAUGGUGGAGGAGAACGAUGGGACGGAGCGUGUGUGUGACACUCUGCUGAUGUGUAUCGUGACGGUGCUGAACCAGGGCCUGAGGAACGGAGGGGGAGUAGGAGACGUGCUGAGGAAGCCUUCCAAAGACGAUCCUCUGUUUGCGGCCCGUGUGGUGUAUGACCUACUGUUCUUCUUUAUUGUCAUCAUCAUCGUCCUCAACCUCAUCUUCGGCGUCAUCAUCGAUACGUUCGCCGACCUGAGGAGCGAGAAGCAGAGGAAGGAGGAGAUACUGAAGACCACCUGCUUCAUCUGUGGGUUGGAGAGGGAUAAGUUUGACAACAAGACAGUGUCAUUUGAGGAGCACAUCAGGUCGGAACACAACAUGUGGCACUACCUGUACUUCCUGGUUCUGGUGAGGGUGAAGGACCCCACGGAGUACACUGGCCCCGAGAGCUACGUGGCCCAGAUGAUCAAGGAGAAGAACCUGGACUGGUUCCCCCGGAUGCGGGCCAUGUCCCUGGUGAGCAGCGAGGGGGACGGCGAGCAGAACGAGAUGCGCUCCCUGCAGGAGAAACUGGACAGCACCGUCACACUGGUGUCCCUGCUGUCCUCCCAGCUGUCUGAGCUAAAGGAUCAGAUGACAGAGCAGAGGAAGAACAAACAGAUGAUGGGCUUCCUGGGGCCUGCUGGGGUCAACAACCACCACAUCCCAGCACACUGAGGGGCCUGGGUCCCCCUGCUAACAGAGAAAACUGCUGGAGGUACACAAAGGGGCCAUAAACACGUGUGCACACACACACACAUACACACACAAUAGUAUCAGAUUUAUGGGGCCAGCAGCCACUGGCCCACACGCAUAAUUUACUCAAACAGUGCUUUGUAUUCAAAGCAAACAGUGCCUUGUUCUUAGACAGUGUACUGACUCCUCACCCAGCAUCACCCUCUCACAUAUCACAUAGAACAGUACAGUGAUGUCUGCCUUUAGGACAGCACAAGCUGCCCAGUCAUACUGAUCAUCCCAUGUCAGUCCUGCUGCUCUAUGAGUGAGCCUCUGAAUGAGAUGCCAGGUAUACCACACAUUGGCCAGUGUCACUAUGGCAGACUCCUGCAGACUGGAGGUCAUGGGAGAGGGUUAAAGGUUAAGUACAGUGGCCCUGUGGGCAGCCACGCUCUUUCUUCUGUAUUKUCAGUGUACUGUGUCUGUCUGAGACUAAGAUGAAGACAGAGACUGGGCUAUACGCAGGUCAGGUAUUGGUACAUUGGGUUGGUUGGUGUUGUUCAGUUCACUUUGGACUUGAAAGGGGCUGCUCCUUGUAUUACUGAUAGGCCCUCUUUGGAAAGGGUGUACGUGUAACUUUACGGUGAAGUAUUUUCUUCCUAGCCUGGUCUCAGAUCUGUUUGUGUUGUCUUGCCAACUCCUACGAAAAUGAUAAUAGGAGUUGGCAAUACUGCACAAACAGAUGUGGGACCAGGUUAUUCUCUUUGGAUAUGUUUUAAUAUGACCUGUUAAAUUGUGAACGGAACUGGAGUAUUACAUUUUUUAUACUUUGGAAUUAGAAAUGGAACAUUGAUCAACUUACCGCCUGGCUGCCUUGGGGGGUAACAUUGAUCAAGUUACCGCUUGGCUGCCUUGGGGGGUAACAUUGAUCAAGUUACCGCUUGGCUGCCUUGGGGGGUAACAUUGAUCAAGUUACCGCUUGGCUGC